Tigriopus californicus is the source of this 4849-nucleotide messenger RNA. RefSeq lists its product as uncharacterized. Gene Ontology annotation, biological process: extracellular matrix organization; cell adhesion. The record is from RefSeq and is a predicted model, not a curated record. Gene Ontology annotation, molecular function: cell adhesion molecule binding. The coding region runs from base 203 to 4849 and encodes 1548 amino acids. Lineage: Eukaryota; Metazoa; Arthropoda; Copepoda; Harpacticoida; Harpacticidae. Gene Ontology annotation, cellular component: extracellular matrix. The transcript is spliced from 5 exons.
CACAUUCCGCCCCUUCACGACUAUUGCCAAGACCUCUAGACCAAGUUACCACAUUACGACCACAUUUCGUCCCACAGUGCGUCCCUCAUUCAAAUCGCGGCCCCUUCCAUCUCAAGUUCCUGCUUUAAUAGAAGAUACUGCCAUAUUUGAUCCUGCUCUCUCUGACUUGGAAGAGCUUGGAUUUCAAUCGGAGCGAAUCCAUAUGGAUGAUUUGCUUGAGGCUGAGCCGGACUCAGAUGAAAGUGAAAUCUUCACUCCAAUCACUGGAACUCCCACCACCACCACAAUUACAAGUAACAAAAGUGUCUUAAUGAGCGCACCUCGAUCAAGUACAGACAAUUGGGAGGAUGAGAGUGACAAUGAUGGCCAGACUAUUAGCCAUCAAAACGACGAUGAUCUGAAUGGUUUCAAGCGUCAUGAAGCCAACAGAAAACUGGAGCCGAAAUCAAGUGAGGAAAAUGACCCGAGUCGGGAGAAAGAGGACAAUGACGUUGACGAUGAUAAUGAUAAUGAUAUGGAAGAAUUGAUCAGAGAUUGGGGUGAAAGUAUCAUUCGGAGUGUGAAGGCUAACAAUAAGAUUAACCACACGGAGGGCACUUCAAAAUCAAGCAGACAACCGACUCGCCAUCGCCAUCGCCAUAGAGUGCAUAUUGAGAAUCUUGACACAAUCUCUACAACACAAGACGACAAUGGCAUAUCAACGGAGCCAACGAAUCGGCUUGUGCGACAAUUGCCAACCACCCUCUCACCCACUGAUCUCAUUAAGCAAGCUGAUCCUGCGCCGUAUGCAUCAACUGGGCAUACCCGUUACAAUGUCCCACAAUAUCAGUCGACCACGCCUAGGGUGGUUUCUUCGACAUUUUUUAACGGACAUGGCAUUGUUCCAACAAAUGCUCUAGAAUCCAAAUCGAAAUGGCAAGGGCCGACCAUUCCUCCACUAAGAAGAAACCAGUUCAAUGCUCACAACUACUUUGACUCAAGCACGACUGAGAGCGAGACAAGGGUGUCAUUGUCAAAUUACUUGGCAGAUGAUAUGGACCAAUCUUCACAAGAUUCCAUUACAAAGUAUAGCUACAAAUUUCUGCCUCAUAACCAAAUUCCUGGCAAACCAAAGGUUACUGAUAGUCCUCUCGUAUCAAUUAUGGCUCAGUCAAAAACCUCCCCAGAUGGAUUAUUUCAUCCAGAACAAGCCACGCCUCUACCCAAGCACAGAAAUGUGACAUUGAGUUAUUCCCACUUUGGUUCCAAAUUUCAAAAGGACCCUCCGGAGAAAACCACACCUGUUGUCACCACAUUCCGUCCCGAUUUUACUAACGAGUAUCAAGAUCUAAGGUACAUGUCCAACAAAGACGGAAGCAGACCCAAGAAAUUGGGUCCCAGUCCCACGCCCUCCACUUUCCAGAUUGUGAGAGACUUCCCCAAAGCCUUGAGAGGCGAUACCUUCAACCUUUUCCGGCAUCCCACCAGGGUCCCCAACCUGGUGUCUGAUUCGAUUCGACAGGAUUCGGUUCGAAAGUAUUCGUACCGUACCACUGAAUUGCCCGUUCGAGAAAUUACUCAACCUGUAGUGAAGCAACUACCUUCCACUAGAGCUACUUUGACGAGAUCCCCUCCGCAGCCCGAUUUGCAAAAGUUGCCCGGGCUGAGGCCUAACCCGAAGAACCACCAACCUCCUUUCCCCGCCUUGCCAGCAUUUGUUCCCGGGAAGCAGAAGUCAGGCGUUUUUAAUAAGACUGAACGCCCUACUCUUCGUGAGAAUGUGGAGGAUUCCACCGAGGACGCUUCAUUUCAAGUGAUGAACAAAAUCAAAGAGCUCAAAAACGCGACUCAAAAGGAAGAAAGGAAAUUUGGGACCAGCCUUGACAGGAUGAAGUCCAGAAGGAAGCCCUUCUUUCCCAGGCGCAGAUAUUCGCGACCCAAAUUGACAAGAUCGAAAGAGCAGAAGUUCUCCGUUGGGGCUAGUGUGGUGACAAGAGCACCCGACGGAUAUAGGAUCGAAUCGCCCAAUCUCUUUUUGGAGGUGGAUUUCCCUGCCAAUGGUGAUCGCGAAGCAACUAUAUCUCGAAAAGACAUCAGAAGAGUAAACCCUAAAAGGGGACGUCAAAGAUUGUCCACUAUCAAACCAAAGAUUCCGAAUCCAACCAUUGACAAACUACGAGACUUUUCCAUCCCCAAUUUCGAUCGAUUUGAAACGUCACUCAAAGAGCGAGAAACUAAACUCAAUCGAGUUCAAGUCCAGCCAAAACGCGAUGACAACGACGAGAAAACAGGUCAGUCCUCGCCCACAAAACCGACCAAAUUUAGUUUCGAGCGACAUAGUUACAAUAAACCCAUUGACGAAGAGCGAUUUAGAAUGGAGCUGAGAGAGAUUCCAAACAUCAUCCCCACAGAUUGGUCCAAACCGUUCAGCAAUAAAGAAGCAGAGAAAUUCGACUCGACAACUUCUCGAACUUACACUGUGCCCCAUAGGCCAUCGGUAUACGAACCCCAAAACUCACCGGAGGCAAAGGAAUCCUAUUACAAGCCUUUGAAUGAAAGUCAAAGGGAAAGGCUUUUCGAUAGCAAACUGGAAACAAACAAAUUACAUUUCUCAAGAAAUUCUGCACAAGAUAAAACUUUGGGCAAAGUCUCUUUAAAUUUAGAGGAUGUUUCAAAGCCGACAGAGAUCCCCAAAUUCACUUACAAAAUAUUGGAACCACCAAUAAAACCGACGAAACUGCCUCAAUUCACAUACACACUUUUGGACCCCGAGAAGAUCCAAAGUUCCAAGCCAACUCGUCCAACCACAUAUAAACAAUUCAAAGACUACGAUAACGACGAUAGAGAGAGCGAGGACGAUUUCAUUCUUGUCCGAGAUCCUGGUCAGAGAGGGUUUAUUGAGAUCAAGAAAGAAGAAGUUGGCAGCGGUAUUCCAGCGGACAAUCCGUUCACUCGUUCCAAAUCAAAGUCCCCAAGUGCAGGAUCUCAAGCCCUUGAUGUUCAAUCUCAAAAGGUCCCGCCAUUCUUAAGCUCACAGCCAAUCAGCACCUAUAAGGAUACCUCCUUCCCUUCGUUUUUCGCAGUUCCAUCCGGUUCAGAUUCGGACCAACGAAAGCCGAAUAAUAGAGAGAAAUUUCCAUCUGCCUUAGAACCUCAGCCCAGCGUUCAUACCUACACAAAAGUGAACUCACCUCAGUCUAGAGAGGAAACCUUAAACCAAUAUCGUAAUUCCAUUCAAAUCCUGAAGGAAAAUUCUUACCUCAAGGCCAAAACCAGGUAUGAACCUAUCGACAUAACUGAUGUGGAAGGACCGCCAAAGCGUCCAAAGAGUUCAAAAACAUACAAAAAAUACAAAUCUCCUCCCAAGAUCGUAACGCCUAAACCUUACAAAAAGAACCCAAUCAACAACUUGCCGACAUUCACCCUUCCUUCCAUGACCCCAAAUAUCUUGAAGCUGAAUUCUGAGUUCAGAAAUCAACCAAGAAACGUUCCCAGUCAACAACCGAAACUCCAGGCUAGGCCAGGUUUGAGAACUACCGAAGACACUCUCGAUUUUCCAAGUGAUAUGCCUAAUCCGUUCCGGACUGAUAUCGGAUCCAAUUUCGAGUUUCUCCAAGUUCCGUCCUCCUUGCCUCGACCAGCAUCAACGGCUGAGCUCCAAACAAUUGAGUUUGCAACUCGUCCAACUGUUCUAAAACUGCAGCCUCAUGCUCCGACCCAACCUUUAGGUCCUAAGAUCGAACAAUCCCGUCCUUCAUCGCCUCAGAUCUAUUCUCCUCCUAAACCUUAUCGACAACCCUCCUCUGUGAUUUCUGCGACCCGUCGAACCACUCCAGCUCCUCAACUCGACCACGUGACCUCUCGGAGUGAUCCUGGGGACGACUUGGAAUACGAAUACACGGGCCUUGGUUCUGAUCCCCUGCCCAAGGUUCUCUUAGCAAAUGGUCUCACUGUGAUGGCUGGAUUGAUUUCUGAAGCUGGGAUGGAAGUACGACUGAGUGGUCCAGGACCCUACACGAUGUUUGCUCCUUCUGACAAAGCUUUUAACGACUUCCUCAACAACUAUCAUGAAAGAGGCGUGUCAGCCGCUUUGGAGGCUUUGAAAACCAACAAGGCAGAACUGAUUAGGAUUGUCCAGAAUCACGUGGUUAAAGGUCUGGUCUUGGGACGUGACCUGGAAGAUGAUUUGGUUGGCACCUCCUUAAGUGGCAGUAAACUUAGAUCAAAUUUGUAUUUGACGGAGAGUCAAGAUUGGAAGGAAAUAUUGGUGAAAACAAUCAACGGCGGGAUCAUUCAGAAAACAGAUAUGGAAGCAUCCAACGGUGUCAUUCAUCUCAUUGACCGAGUUCUGUUUCCGCCAGCCACACAAAACAUCAUUCAGACAUUGAAAUCUGACCCAGAGGGGCGAUUUACCACGUUAUUGAAGGCUCUCAAAGCCACAAAACUUGACCAGGAGAUUUCAGAUUUCUCAACUGGCCCUUGGACGAUAUUCGCUCCCACGAAUGAAGCCUUUAUGAAUUUGCCUAUGUCAGAAUUGGAGGCUCUUAUCCAAGAUCCAAAGAAGCUGAAUCGUCUGGUUCUCAAUCAUCUCAUCAAUCGAAGUGUGUUCAGCGCGGGAUUAAAGCCUCACCAAGUGAUUGAUAUGGCCAAUGGGAAUAAACUCAAUCUAUUUUCAAGGAGAGAUCGCGUCAAAUUGGAUGGUGCUAAUAUCAGUGAUAUGGACAUCCCAGCUGCCAAUGGAGUGAUUCAGAUCGUGGAAAACGUCAUUGAGCUGAAAGACGAUGCCCAAUCAAGCUUGGAAUCGCUUGAAAAGACAAUCAAACCAGGUUUGCUGAAGCCUCCCAAAACUCCAAAGCUCUUCAAGUUUUAG